GUCAAAAUAUUUAUUGUGAAACAAAUAUCACUUUAUCAUCCUUGUAGCUUGUAAACGAACUGCGUUGAUAAAUAUCUAUAGUAUUACAUAUUAAUAGUAACAGUAAAGUUGAGAUUCAAUUUUAGUUCACAUUUCAUCACUGAGCUUUUGCAAUAUGGAGAUUAAUUUCAAAGGAAAAACAGCUCUUGUCACAGGAGCCAGCCAAGGAAUCGGUAGAGAGAUUGCUAAACAACUAGUUAAGUGCCAAGCAAAUGUUAUUGCCGUUGCAAGAAACGCCGAAAAUUUAGCCUCACUCAAAAAAGAAGCAUGCUCUAUAAGGAUCAUCCCGCUUGAUUGUUCAGACUGGAAUGCCACUGAAAACGCUCUCAAAGAUAUUGGACCGAUAGAUUUGCUCGUCAACAAUGCUGGUUUAGCAGUUUUGGGCCCUUUAACUGAGGUUAAAGAAGAAGACGUGGAUAGAACGUUUGGCAUUAAUAUCAAAGCCAUGAUUCAUAUAUCGAAAAUUGUGGUCAACGGUCUUUUAGCCCGAAAAGCACCCGGAUCUAUUGUCAACAUCUCAUCUCAAGCUUCUCUGGUCGGCCUGAACAAUCACACAGUAUACUGUGCCUCAAAGGCAGCCGUGGAUGGGUUUACAAGAGCCGCCGCUCUGGAAUAUGGACCCAAUAACAUCAGAUUCAAUGCAGUUAACCCCACAGUCAUUUUGACAGCUAUGGGUAGACUUGGCUGGUCAGAUCCCGCUGUUGCUAAGCCCAUGUUGGAUAAGAUACCGUUGAAGCGUUUUGGAGAAGUCCACGAAGUAGUUGAUGCAGUUACUUACUUGUUGAGUGAUAAAGCUAGUAUGAUUACUGGUCAUUGUCUACCCAUCGAUGGAGGUUAUGUUUCUUCGUAAAAAGCGAUUUUGAUUGACCGCAAAUGAAAGUAAAAUGCUUUAUACAUUUUUAUGCCUAAUAAAAAUUGAGUAAUGAA
Diabrotica virgifera virgifera (western corn rootworm) is the source of this 966-nucleotide messenger RNA. Its product is annotated as L-xylulose reductase-like. The coding region runs from base 155 to 889 and encodes 244 amino acids. NCBI's taxonomy places the organism in Eukaryota, Metazoa, Arthropoda, Insecta, Coleoptera, Chrysomelidae. Gene Ontology annotation, biological process: xylulose metabolic process; glucose metabolic process. Gene Ontology annotation, molecular function: carbonyl reductase (NADPH) activity; L-xylulose reductase (NADPH) activity. The record is from RefSeq and is a predicted model, not a curated record. The transcript has a single exon.